Messenger RNA from Fusarium proliferatum ET1, 258 nucleotides. RefSeq lists its product as uncharacterized. The transcript has 2 exons. NCBI's taxonomy places the organism in Eukaryota, Fungi, Ascomycota, Sordariomycetes, Hypocreales, Nectriaceae. Bases 1 to 258 code for a protein of 85 amino acids. The record is from RefSeq and is a predicted model, not a curated record.
AUGUGUGGAGGAUGUGGAACAGUAUCUCUAACAACUAUCCAACGAAUCGAUUCUACUGGGUUAACACGGCAUAUAGCAGAGAUGCUAGAUUAUCUUAUUGUUUUAUAUCUUGAUCAGGUUGUGUUCACGGAGGAGAACAGGCAUUCAAGGUCUGGUGGCAUGGUUCAACACCAUUGUUCAGAUCUCGAAAUCAGGUACCUAUUGUUGGCUCUUACCUACCUAGGUACUUUAAUGGAAGGCGUAGGUAAUACCUACUAG